AUGGAAGUUGUGCAACUUGGUUCUCUGUGCAAACAUUUAUCAUACGUGCCCACGCAUUGUCGACAUUUGCAUUGUCGAUUGUUGCGAAAUCCCAUUCAAUCAAAGAAACCCCAAGAAAAACGACGUAUCUUUGCUGAUAACUUAUUUGAAAAUCUUGAACUUUUUGUCAUAAAAAUCGCCUACGAUGACCUUUUAUACCAGAAGACGUGAUAAAGAGACGACUUACGACUAAACACGUGACAACUGGUCGAAUUUCUUGUUUCUGUCUUGAGCAUCAAGAUCGCGAGAUUUUCGUAGAGGAAAAAUCCCUUUCAAUUCUUAUUGAGACACAGCACGCACGCACGUUGUUACGAAUUAAAUGAUUUCUAUACAAACGACAAACGGUUACGUAACUAAUUGUACACAUUCAAGAAAGGUGCAUACACCAAAUGGAGUGAAUUGCUCUUGGCGGACAUUGCUGCAGAGAUCCGCGAGAACAAAGUGAAAGUGUGUGCACGAGGAUCGAUGGAUGUCAGUAAACUCUUAACGAGAAUGUCGUAAGGUUAAGGACUCAACGUUCGCAACGUUUCUUACAUCGGCAAUGAUUCAGCCUGGUCGACAUUGAUCAGUCAGAUAUCGAUCAAUUAUGCAAGGAACGUAUGGACGGGAAAGAGAACAUGUAUCUACAACUACAACUAUAACUCUGGAUUGGACAAACUUUUGGAAUGGUAAAUUUCUGGGACGGUCAAAUAAUAUUCGUAAGUAACUGUGACAGAUAAUUUCCACAAAUUCGUCUUAAAUACUUGGUAUCGCGCAUUCACGUAAUAGAACCUCUGACCCGUGCAAAUAUAAGGAAUAGAAGUUCACGAUCGACAAAAAGUCGUCGGAAUAACCGCAUGUAAAAAAUACAAACGUAUCGUUUCUACUCACCUUCUGUCUCUUCACAUCGUCUGA
This is a messenger RNA of Heterotrigona itama, 933 nucleotides long. Lineage: Eukaryota; Metazoa; Arthropoda; Insecta; Hymenoptera; Apidae. The record is from the annotation of a GenBank genome assembly.